Molecule: messenger RNA, 1278 nt
Organism: Athene cunicularia (burrowing owl)
Lineage: Eukaryota; Metazoa; Chordata; Aves; Strigiformes; Strigidae
Product: guanine nucleotide-binding protein subunit alpha-14-like
Biological process (GO): adenylate cyclase-modulating G protein-coupled receptor signaling pathway; action potential; phospholipase C-activating dopamine receptor signaling pathway
Cellular component (GO): heterotrimeric G-protein complex
Molecular function (GO): G protein-coupled receptor binding; G-protein beta/gamma-subunit complex binding; GTPase activity
Source: RefSeq, a predicted model, not a curated record
AUGGGAUCUGUUAACGGUGCAGCCACUGGAAGCGGUAUAUCAGGGUUAGAAGCCACUUCUACAGCUGCAAAGGUGGAAGCGACAACCACGCGGCACAAGAAAAAGUGGCAAGAGAAGAGCACAUUCAUUAAACAAAUGAGGAUUAUUCAUGGAUCAGUUUACAGAGAAGAAGACAGGAAAGGCUUCACAAAAGUGGUUUACCAAAAUAUAUUUACUGCCAUACAAGUAAUGAUCAGAGCCAUGGAUGCUGUCAAGAUACAGUACACAUCCAGAGAGAAUGAGGAGACUGCUCAGAUGAUCAGAGAAGUGGAAGUGGAUGAAGUGACAGUGCUGGAAAGAAAACAAGUUGAAGUAGUCAAAAAGCUUGGGGAAGACCCAGGAAUUAAAGAAUGCUACGAUAGACGGAGGGAGUACCAACCCUCAGACUGCUAAACUGUAAGUACAUUUUAUCUUACUGACCUUGAUCGUAUUGAUAUGCCCUCAUUUGUGCCAACUCAGCAAGAUAUUCUUUGAGUCCGAGUGCCAACUACAGGAAUUAUUAGGUAUCCUUUCGAUUUAGAAAAUAUUGUAUUUAGAUGUUACUUGUUUAACAGGAUGGUGGAUGUAGGUGCCCAAAGGUCAGAAACAAGGAAGUGGAUCUGUUGUCUUGAAAAUGUUACUUCCAUCAUUUUCUUAGUUGCACUGAGUGAAUAUGAUCAAGUUUUGGCAGAAUAUGACAAUGAGAAUCAAAUGGAAGAUAGCAAAACUUUAUUUAAAACUAUCAUUACAUAUCCCUGGUUUCUGAAUUCUUCAGUAAUUUUGUUUUUAAAUAAAAAAGAUCUUCUAGAAGAAAAAAUCAUGUAUUCCCUUAGUUACUUUCCAGAAUACACAGGACCUAAACAAGAUGUCAAAGCUGCCAGAGACUUCAUUUUGAAGCUGUAUCAGGAUCAGAAUCCAGACAAGGAGAAAGUAAUCUAUUCUCACUUCACUUGUGCCACAGACACAGAGAAUAUUCAUUUCAUCUUCGCCACUGUCAAGCACAGUGCAAUUAAGUGGAGGGAGUUUAACCUGGUUUAAAGAAAAAACAUAAGCUACACAAAGUGUGGCUUAUUCAUAGCACAGCCUGUGUUAAUUAAAAAGUGCCUUUUAAAAUACCAUGUACAGAAAUGGGAGGAGGAUUUCUAUUUAGUGAAGUAUGGAUUAAGAGAACUUUAAAGAAUUAGUUUCAAAGUUUACUUUUUAAGCUAUACAUUUAAAAUACUGGUUUUGCCUGUGAGUUAUUUUUUUUUAUAGCUAUGG